AUGGAGACAGGUUGCCGUGGCGCUGGGGUUGGCAGACUGCGCAUGCUGCAUCCUGUCGGCGUGGUGCACAGGAAGUGCUCGCCCCAUCCUCUGGGCAGCACUACACUGCCCCAGAGCACAGACACUGCCAGAGAGAGAGAGAGAGAGAGAGAGAGAGAGAGAGAGAGAGAGAGAGAG
Molecule: messenger RNA, 177 nt
Organism: Conger conger (European conger)
Lineage: Eukaryota; Metazoa; Chordata; Actinopteri; Anguilliformes; Congridae
Product: hormone receptor 4-like
Exons: 4
Source: RefSeq, a predicted model, not a curated record